AUGUCCAGCAAAGUCGAGCAAAUGGAGCGUGUCAUCAACGCCCUACGAUCGGGGAGCGAUCUCCAAGCUUCCACUUUACUUGCGCGACUCAGACUGGGAGAGCGUGUGGAUGAUGUAGCCAAUUCCCUUCCGACGAGCGCUUCUUCGAUGCCUGAGUCCGGCAGUGUGGCGAUUCAAGAAUCGACAUACACAUUGAACGAGACUGCCGGACGUUCACCUCUACGACAUGACUCCAGCGCAUCUCAUGCCUCGUCCAUAGGACAUAGGACAACUUGGACAACCCCAGGUUCAGCUACCACAUCUCUUCGAUCAACUGGCAAAGCGAAGCUGCCUGCAGCUCCGGGCCGUGAUGCGGUUGAAGACCAUGGAUUCCUGUCGCUGUUGUUCGACCGACACGACUACCUCCUCGCUAUCAGUGAGAGCGAGGAUGAGGGCGACUUUGAUACUGACUUCGACCAAAUCAUCGACCCAAAAUUGUGGAUUGGGGGUGGAUCAGGACAAGGUGGAUCACCUAUGGACCUCACUGCGAGUCGACUACCGUCACCAGACAAGUCUGAAACUGUACGAUCGAUCCACGUUACCCAUCUCCGAAGUCGACAGCCCAUUGUCAAAACAAUCAGGGUGCACCCCAAUCUAGACAUACAUAACAUGUUUGGCAACCUCCCAUUCUCCAGCAGCGUCCGAGCGAACAACCUUCCUGUCGAUGUCCAAGAGACAACAGUGCAAAACCUGUUCUUGCCCACCUGGGCAAUGAUGACUGUAAGCACCAGACCGGAUCCUGGGUCCGUGAAAUAUGCUUUCCCGGCCAUACUCCAGGAAGCCACUGUUCUGCUGGAGUCCGGUACUCCUGUGGACACUGUCAUCGAAAAACAUCCGAACAUCGCGGCUCUCUUUGAUGAGAGUGAGUUCAACAGGUCGGGAAUACUAUCAAGAUGGACGGCUGGAAUGGUUCACAGCGUGAUGCUGAAGGGGAACGACUUUACUUGCUUUGCAUACAUGUACCUCUUCUGGUAUCUGAUGCGUUGGAUGAUCUCUCCAUCGCCCGAGACGUACGAGCUGAUGCCAGAGUGGUUACGCCCGACACCGAACCAACUAUUCAUGCCGCAUAUCAACAUGCUCGACUAUGUCCCGUGGCCUGCCUUCCGCGAGCUCGCUGUCCAGAUACCAGCCAUGCAGGAACGCAUGGAAUGGCUAUUGGACAUGAGCGACACUCUACGCUGUGACUGGUCCUUUCCCGCGCAAGAGGCGCUUGGAAAAGUCGAUGAAACUGGAUUUGUGGACCUUUGUGAUUCUGCAAAGACAUCCCUGCGCGACCUAUCAAAUUGGUCGCUCGGGCCUUCCUUUAGAGGCUACGUAAGCAACGCAGACUCGUAUGUCCGCAUACGAGUGGAGGAAUUUUAG
Messenger RNA from Ascochyta rabiei, 1401 nucleotides. RefSeq lists its product as uncharacterized. The coding region runs from base 1 to 1401 and encodes 466 amino acids. NCBI's taxonomy places the organism in Eukaryota, Fungi, Ascomycota, Dothideomycetes, Pleosporales, Didymellaceae. The transcript is spliced from 5 exons. The record is from RefSeq and is a predicted model, not a curated record.